AUGGCAUCGCAAUGGAAUGAGCAGUGGGUACCCAGCUCUUGGGCGGCAAGUUCGUGGUGGCAGACCCCGCAGACUUCCCACACGGCACCGACGUGGACUAUGCCACACCACCGCCGACAGCACCAAAAGCAGCAAACCUUCCGCCAGCUCCGUGGCCGCCAGCGCCUCCAUCGCGCAGCAAUCCCCCAGAGCAUCCAGCGGAUCCUCGCCCAGCUCGUGUGCCAGUUCCCUCGUCCUUCAAGCAAGAUGGGGAGCACUACGACGCCAACUUGGUCUUCAAAUCCACCCUCCGGAAGACCGUGGAGCCAUCCGCAUGGAGUCGAGCCAAAGGACUUGCAGGCAUGGAUAUUCGUGACGUUACAGUUGCCCAUCUCAGCAGACGUGGCUUGGAAGAAUAUGGAACUUCGCCCCCUUUCUCACGGGCGAUUUACGGGGCUUAUUCUCACCCGCAACGUCGCCGAGACCGUCCUCCUCUCGCAAAUACAAAAGAGGCUACGCGAAGACAACAUUGACGUCGACGCCACCAUCGAGGCCAUUUACAAGUCCAAAGACCUCAAGCCGCCAGACAAAGUGAAGGAAGCUACCAACUUUGUCACGCCAUUGGUGGACGAGAUCUUCUUGGCUAUGAAGCCGUGGACUCAGGUCAAGAACUACGGGAAGAACUCUGAGCAGGACAACCAGGUCGCGCAACGCAUGCAAGAGCUCGAGGAGGAAGCCCUACAACGUCAUCAAGCAAAGUGGACAAAAGCCUCCGACGAGCAUGACCUCCAUCAAAACUUGGGUCAUCAACCUCAAGAAGACCAUGCCAGCAGCAAGCACAAGGAGCUGGACCAACACAUUCAGCAAGUCCACAACCUGCUCGAAGAGGGCCAGUACACCAAGGUGCAACUCCAGGAGCUCGUCAAGAAGGCCCUUGGCUUGGCGCCAAUUCGCAGACGAGUUCAAGGGCAAAAGCGGCACCUCGUCAACGCGCUACCCAAGCAGGCGCAAUUCUGGAAGAUCCUAUACGCCACUUCCAGCGACACCAAGCAGGAGUACGAUGCCUCCCGGGAGCUCCGCAGCGGCAAGCACGACAACAAGACUGUCACCCUCCUCUACCGCCUGGCAAACCACAUGGAACAACCCUGGCGGUCUAAAGACACGUCGCCACAGGCCUGGAAACGGUUGACUUUUGCAAAGGCCAGUCCAACCUCGGAGCAGCCUUCGCCAACGUCGGCGCCUGCAACGCCUUGUUUCCGUCCAAAAGACGGCUACACGAUCAAAUUCUUGAUCAACUACGAAGGUGGCUUAAGCAUCACUUAUUUCCCAACGACGACCGCAUCCUUGAGAGCUUCGAGACAUUCUUUGAGGAACAGUGGCAACAGCAUAAAGAACAGCAGCGACAUGAGCCUCGACUCAAUCACAGACUCAUCAAGCACCUGA
Molecule: messenger RNA, 1422 nt
Organism: Symbiodinium necroappetens
Lineage: Eukaryota; Dinophyceae; Suessiales; Symbiodiniaceae
Source: the annotation of a GenBank genome assembly